AUGAAUACCUCCAUUCUUGCCAAAUACGAGCAGUUAGCUGCUUCAAGAGCCCCCACGGCCAAGGAAAAGGAUAUAAUUCCCCUCGUCCAAGCCUUCACCGGCACGACUUCCCAAUAUUUGAGAUGGAUCCACUCACCUCAAGAGAAACUCGAAGGAUGCGUAGACUUUUUCAAUGGAUGUAUCGUCAGCCUUGAUAACAUCCAAGAAGCGAACGGGAACACAUCCCUACUUGCUAUCACUCUCAAGAACUAUCACCCGAUGUUUCUUACAGCCCUCGCAUCGUGGGUUUCUAGGCUCUCCCCCUCUGACCCUUUCCCCCCUCCUUGCAAUUGCGAUCAUCAGAAUUCCCUAGUUCGAUUGUGUCAUAUCAAUUCGUUCCUUGACACUCCUGGCUCCCGACGCCCCACAACCACCGUCAUUCUUUCAAAGGUGCUAUUGUGGCUUGGCCUUUGUUUUAACAAUCUCAAACAUUAUCGCCCUGCGUCAUGGCCCAAGUCACCUCAGGAUCUUAUGCCACUAGGUCGUUUGAAAUACCUCAGACACGUUGAGGACUGGCUUCUUGCGUUACCCUGCGAAGAAGCCGGGGUUCUGCUCUCUGUCUUGAGUGGAGCUGCAAAGUUAGAGACCUCAUUGGUCAAGGAUAUCCAUGCUUCAGAGACAAUGGGAAGAACAUUGCUGGAAGUGGGUCAGAAACUCAUACGGAAAUAUUGCACUCUCCGCCAUACCCUUGCCCUCGCAGAGCUUGGAGUGGACGGACUUCAUUUCAUGCUCCAGCAAUUCGAUGUUACCACCGAAGCCUUCGCCAGUGUCCUCUUGCUUCUAGUUCAAAAAUCCCACGACAAACAACUGGGGAAUUUCAUGAAAGGGGUCCACAAUGUUCAAGCAUUAUUCGAAUUGUGCCGAGAACUAGUCGAGCUCACAUGGGUGGUCGUUCGCCACGCCGAUCCCUCUGGAGCGGAAUCUAGGUUGAUCAAUGGGGCGCAUUACACCUUCCUCUUUCUUACGCUCUUUUUUUCCCCAACGUAUGCCCUGCCGACUCUGGACCUUCCCUCCUUGCUGAGUAGCCCGCCCCCUCAUCCAGUGGAGCUUUCUCGGAAGGCUAGGUCUAUCCUCGUGGACCGAAUAACCGAUGAGUUCAUCUGGAAUUAUCUUCUCGGGAGUUUACACGAGUGUUACAUGGCCCGACACUGCUGGGACUCCCAACCCGGGUCCCACCAGCCGACGCCACAAAUACGAUAA
Messenger RNA from Cantharellus anzutake, 1239 nucleotides. RefSeq lists its product as uncharacterized. The coding region runs from base 1 to 1239 and encodes 412 amino acids. The record is from RefSeq and is a predicted model, not a curated record. NCBI's taxonomy places the organism in Eukaryota, Fungi, Basidiomycota, Agaricomycetes, Cantharellales, Hydnaceae. The transcript has 2 exons.